GGCUCCUUGAAUGGUUUGUCAGAAAAUGGCUGCCUCAAACGAAUCAGGGGCUAACGAGUCUGGAAAUUCAACAAACAGUGACCCAGAUGAACGUCUGAAAAAGCUUUACCCAGCUGUUAACGAGGAAGAAACUCCAAUCCCUCGUGCCUGGAGUGCCAAAGACAAAUUUAAUUAUCUUGUUUUGACACAAAACAACCUUCGAGUUCAGUACAAAGGCGCUGGCAAGACGCACAAGGAUGCAGCCAGUGUUCGGGCAACACACCCGAUACCAGUGUCUUGUGGGAUCUACUACUUUGAAGUGAAGAUUGUCAGCAAAGGGAGAGAUGGGUACAUGGGUAUUGGAUUAGCUGCUCAGGGAGUCAAUCAGAACAGAUUACCAGGUUGGGACAAGCAGUCCUAUGGUUACCACGGUGAUGAUGGGAACUCCUUCUGCUCCUCCGGGCAAGGAGAGCCGUACGGGCCGACUUUCUCGACGGGUGAUGUGGUGGGUUGCUGCGUCAACCUUGUAGAAAACACCUGCUUCUACACAAAGAAUGGAGUGAAUCUUGGUAUUGCCUUCACAGAUCUGCCGCAUGGAUUAUACCCGACUGUUGGACUGCAAACACCAGGGGAAGUUGUGGAGGCAAACUUCGGUCAGGCGCCGUUUGUGUUUGACAUAGAGGACUAUAUACGGGAAUGGAGGAUGAAGACUCGACUGACCAUAGAACGAUUUCCUGUCAUUGACAGAAAGGGGGAAUGGCAAUCAGCAUUACAGAGGAUUGUGUCCAGCUAUCUGGUUCACCACGGCUACUGUGCCACUGCCGAAGCAUUUGCUAAGUCUACUGGCCAGAAUAUUGACGAGGAUAUAGCCUCCAUCAAAAACAGACAGCGAAUUUCCAAGUUGGUCCUAGCAGGCCGCAUGGGAGAGGCGAUUGAGGCCACACAGCAACUAUACCCGGGUCUUCUAGAGCGGGACUCAAACUUGUUGUUCCUGCUGAAAUGCAGGCAGUUCAUAGAGAUGGUGAACGGCAGUGACAGCGAGGUGCGCGGGUCUGCGUUACGGAGCCCCAGAUCUCAGCAUGGGGGCAGCAACCGGUCGAGCCCCUCGCGCAGCCCCUUGCACCAUUCACACAGACCCACACAGGCCCUUCAACAUGGGCCACACUCAGGGAACACUAGUCCGAGUCGUACAAAGACUCACACUAAAUCUUCGCUCGCCUCUUUGCAACCAUAUCCGUCGUUAUCAUCGUCCAUUUCGUCCUCCUGCUCUUCCCCCACGGUAAAUUCCUCCCUGUUGCAUGGAAAUGGUGUAACCCAUAGCAACAAAACAAACAACCAAUCAGAAUGUAGUAAUACUAAGACUUUCUCAGAGGAGAAUUUGAAUGUGGCCAAUAUGGCGAACUCCAGUGCAAACGGUGUUGUGUUGAAUGGGAGUGAUGCCAGGUUGAUUGAGGACAUUGAAAUGAUGGAUGGCGUCUUGCCUGAGUCGCGUGAUCAUGUGACUAAUGGAACUAGCAAUGGUUCAGAGACAAAUGGACAGUGUUUAAAUGGGAGUAGUGUGAUGGAUUGCAGAGAUGAUGACAUGGAUGUAGAUCCCCCAAUAUCAAGGCGACAGCUGUGCGGGGGCAGUCAGUUGGCCAUUGAGAAGAUGCUGCAGUUUGGUCGGGAGCUCCAGUCCAUGAGUAUACGGCUCAAGAAGGAGCACGGCAAUAAUGAGGCCAACAGGAAACAACUACAGGAUGCAUUUAGUUUACUAGCCUACACAGACCCCUGGUCCAGUCCAGUUGGUGCCCAGCUCGACCCAGUCCAAAGGGAACCGGUCUGUGCAGCACUCAAUAGUGCCAUCCUAGAGUCUCAAAAUCUGCCUAGCCAACCUCCCCUAGAACUUGUGAUAUCUCAGACUGCUCAGUGUAUGAAGCUGAUGUCAAAAGCAGGCAUUGCUACGAGUGCCUUUGCCGACCCCAGCGACUAUCUCCAUUGAUAUAACGCUCACCGCUGACUUACGCUUCUUGUUGUUUAGUCAUUUGAAGACUUAUUCAUUGCAUCUCAGCGAUCUCUCUGGUGAAACAUGGGGCAGGAAUGUGGUUCCAUUUGAGCUGGUUCUUGGAAACUGGGCUUAAUGCAUGUGUGUUAAGUGGCGUCCCAGAUUAGCCUGUGCAGUCUGCACAGUUUAAUAAGAAGCGACUCUCUCCCCCUAGACUGGAUUUUGUUUGGAAGAGAAUUCCUUUAAACAAAAAAUUCCUUAAAUGAAGAAAGUGUCGUCCCUGAUUAGCCUGUGCAGACUGCACAGGCUAAUGUUGGAUGACACUUCACUCACAUGGAUUAAGCCCAGUUUGCCCAGGGCUCGGCUGUUUUUAUUUUGUAUUAGAAAAAUAUGAUUAUCGUUAAUAGUAAAUGUCAAAGUGGCAAUAGCAUUUGCAGUGUUUGCAAAGUCUUGAAAUAUCUGUCAGUCAUUCAGUUUAACUAGUAAUAUUUGUCGGUACGAAUCAGUUUCUGUCAGUCCGACUAAUUAUAAAAGAAAAACACUACAAAAGGCAGUACCUUUUAGAUGUUUUAUUGUUAUGUUUAAAUAUAUCUUUAUGUCGCCUUAUUAUUAUGUAAUUUAAGAUAUUUUUGCAUUAAAGAAUAAUUACUUCAUCGCAUGCACAUUUAACAAUUUAGGGAAAGAUCUAGUAUCCCAAUGUGUACAGGGUAAGGCUAGAAGCGUGAAAAUUUGGACCAGACAAUGACACAGACAAUGACAUUUGUUUUAUAAUUUGCUAAAUCGAGACCAGGGUAUCUAUAAGUAAAAUGCAUGCAAGUCAUGGUUUUCAGCAUAGGAGUAUAAAUUGUUAUUAAACAUUAGGGGAAAAAUGUCAAUCGUUGCCUAACAACUGGUAGACUGUUCCUCAUUUUCCAAAAAUGAACAUUAGAGAUUAAAACAAUAUCACACGAUACAAAUUUGACAAAGAAAGCAACUGGUUUCACCAGAAUUCAGUCACUGUAUUGUUUUCGAAGUUGAGGUUGUUUAAAUCUUUGUUAACAAUGGUUUAAAGAAGAAUAACAUUUAAAUGCGUGUAUCAUGUUCCAAACUAUAAAAGUACAUUCCAUACCGGUCUACUACCCAUUCGAAGCAAAUCUGAAAAAUCUCUUUUUGUUCAGCUGAGCUUGGAUUAUUUGUGGCUUAUUAUUAUUAUAAUUAUUGUUUUGAUAUUGACUUUAGACAAGAUUUAUUGUAUUUAAAUGUGAUCCAAACCGAUAUUUUAUUGUCCCCUACUGGUUUCACCGGAGGGGACUUCUGGUUUGGCUCUGUCCAUCCGUCAGGUUUUUCUAGAUCCUGCGAUAACUGUAAAAGUUCUUAAUAUUUUUUCAUGAAACUUGAAACAUGGAUAGAUGGCAAUAUGGACAUUAUGCACGUCAUUUCAUUUUGUUCCUACGUCAAAAAUUCUGGCUGCUAUGGCAACAAAAGCAAAAAAAACAAAAUUCUGACAAUGGUGGAAUUUCUGACUAUGGUGGAGCCGGUAGGGGACCAUAUUGCUUGACAAUAGCCUUGUCAUCCCCCGCCAGAGGCGGAGGGAUAUUGUUUUGGCGUUGUCCGUCCGUCAGGCUGUCCGUCCGUCCGGUCGGCACUUUUGUGUUCGGAGCCAUAUCUUGGAAGUGCUUCGUAUGAGUAUAUAUAUGCAUAAGAGGAUGAUGCAUGCCAAAUGGCAUUGUACACCAUUAGUUAAAAACAGAGUUAUGGCCCUUUGUAUCUUGAAAAAAUGCUUUUUACUAUAGGCACUUUUCUGUCCGGAGCCAUAUCUUGGAAGUGCUUUGGCGGAUUUCUUUGAAACUUGGUAUGAGUAUAUAUAUAUACAUAAGAGGAUGAUGCACGCCAAAUGGCAUUGUACACCAUUUGUUAAAAAAAGAGAUAUGGCCGUUUGUAUCUUGAACAAAUGCUUUUUACUAUAGGCACUUUUGUGUCCAGAGCCAUAUCUUGGGUGUGCUUUGGUGGAUUUCAAUGAAACUUGGUAUGAGUAUAUAUAUGCAUAAGAGGAUGAUGCACCCCAAAUGGCAUUGUAUACAACCUAUUUAAAACAGAGUUAUGGCCCUUUGUAUCUUGAAAAAAUGCUUUUUACUAUAGGCACUUUUGUGUCCGGAGCCAUAUCUUGGAAGUGCUUUGGCGGAUUUCAUUAAAACUUGGUAUGAGUAUAUAUAUGGAUAAGAGGAUGAUGCACGCCAAAUGACAUUGUACACCAUCUGUUAAUUACAGAGUUAUGGCCCUUUGUAUCUUGAAAAAAUGCUUUUUUCAGUGUCAAAUAUAACCCUUUUGUGUCAAGAAGCAUAUGGGCGGGGGAUAUCAAUUCAACGAACUUGCUUGUUUUAAUAUGGUAUUAUUUAUGCUCCCAGAACUGGCAUGGUAAUUUUACCGUGAUGAAAAUGGCUCAAAUUGUUGAUAGUAACAUCACUUUCAAAUACCUUUUCUACGAAUUAAGAUAUUGUGAUCGGAUAUUUUUGUCAGUCAGUUGGACUGAUUUUAUCAAGUCAUUUGUCGGUCCUGAGUUAAAUUUGCCGGCCAUGACUAGCGGACUAAAGGUUUUUUGCGAACUCUGCUUUUGUCUAGUUAUAAUACAACAAAUGUAUAAACUUAAUGCAAUAUCUAAUAAUGAGAUUUUAUAGUUAAUGUUAUCUUUGAAUUAAAGCGUUUGGUAUUUGUUUAUAUUGUUUAUAGGGAAUGAUUGGCAUGCUGCUUAUUUACCAAAUCUAGAGUAUCUGUUUUUCAAAAUUCCUUGGUAGUUUGAGUAUCUUUGUAACAUAAAAUAAACUGAUAACAAUUUUUUUUUCUAGGAACCAUUUGCCUGACCCUAUGUAUUAUCUUGAGGAUUGUAAUUCCUGUUGAUAGUAAUUGAUUCAUGCUUUUGUUUUUACCAAGCACUUAAAUUAUAUUGAAAAUAUAUGGUAUUAAAUGUGAUAUUUUUCUUCAUAUCUUUAAGAUUUGUUAUGGGCAUUAAUAACACUUGCUUCAUGUUAAAUCCUUAUCAAUUAAAGCAUGAUUAAAAGCCAUUUUAAAUGUCUUAUUAAACAAUAAAUUGUUUGUGAAUGUGCAUCAUUUGCAUGAAUAGUCGUCUUAAAGAUACAGUUUUAGUGAGAUUUUCCUGCAUUUGUUAUGUAUUUGGAUAUUACUGGGAAAAAAUCAUUUUUAUGUCCCCCCACCACUAAAGUGGGGGAUAUAUUGUUUUUGCUCUGUCUGUUGGUUUGUUUCUGUGCUUGUUUGCGCCAACUUUAACAUUUGCAAUAACUUUUGCAAUAUUGAAGAUAGCAAUUUGAUAUUUGGCAUGCAUGUGUAUCUCAUGGAGCUGCACAUUUUGAGUGGUGAAAGGUCAAGGUCAUCCUUCAAGGUCAAAGGUCAAAUAUAUAGCUUCAAAGCGGCGCAAAAGGGGACAUAGUGUUUCUGACAAACACAUAUCUUGUUGAAAUUUAUUUUGAAAUAACUACAUGUAUUGAAGGGUAUAUAAUCACAUAUUCAUCAUGUGUGACCAUAAUUUUAUUUGAAUUAUUACAAUGUGGACUGUAGUGUCCUGUGACAAAGCUGCAAUAUGAUGUCCUAACACUGAUACAUUUCAACUGCCAGUAUCACCAAUAUUCAGUGUGUAACUGCUAAGCCAUAGUUUUCACAUAGCCAAUGGGGGUGGUGCACGCAAAUUGCGAUUUCAGAUGUUCACAUAUAAUAGGCGAUAUAGCUUUCUUUUACGACCCACAAUUUUUUUUCAUUAACUGGAUCUUUUUGAGCUCAAGAUGAAAUCAUAAUGUUUAAUUCGACAUUCAAUGGUCCAGUGAGUACAUAUUUGGUAGUCUUAUCAGUAUUUUUGAGCAAAUUAUUUUCGAUUUUUUUGCACAUCACUGGAAAAUCUAAUUUUACUUUAGACCAUUAGAGGAAAAUUUAAAGCUUCAAAAGAAAUACUAGUCUUUGUUUUGAGGCAAGAGACUAUGAGACCAAAUACAAAACAGGACCGUACGACACGCAUCAUGUGCAAAUGGGCUUUAUUCCAUAUGUGGCCAGGUUAGCUUUAGACCAGCCCGUGCAAUAUCACAGUCUGGUCAGUAGUUGAUCUGUCCACUUGUGAGACCAUUAAACCUUUUGUGACUUUAUGAUGCACAGGGUAGCUUCUGACAAGAUAAGACAGGCUAGUCUGGCCCCAUAUGAUGUUAAACGCUUUUAAAAAGUCUGCAUGACGUGGCGUAUAUAUUUGGGCUGUGAUCUGUGAAAAGGGGGUUUAAUACAUGUGCUUUUAUUAUAUUUUGUGUUUCAAGAAAGUCUCUUAUUAGCGUAAUCCAGUUUAGGCGGAAAGUGUUGUCCCUGAUUAGCCUGUGCAGACUGCUCAGGCUAAUCUGGCACAACUUUUUACGCACAUGCAUUAAACCCCCUUUUCACAGAGCACAGCUCAUAUAUAACACAAAAUGUACAUUCUUCCAAAUGCACAAAUGUGCUGGCAAUAAAAGUUUUUAAUGCCGUGAUAGCCAACCCAUCUCGUGUACAUUGCCUUACAUCCAGCAAGGAUAUUUGAAUAUGGAACUAUUUAUUUAUUUCGUAAACCGGUUAUAAAGUUGUUUGUUUUCAUUUUUCUUGAUAUUUAUGAAAGAAUGUUGUGUAUAUACAAGAGAAGUUAUUUCGCAAUUUGUACAGUAAAAUUUGUUAUGGCCGUGGAAAGGUUUUUUUAAUGUAGAGCAAUGUCUUGACUAGUGAAAAAUGUGUACUGAUUGUUAUAAGCAUGUUAUUUGAUCUGGGUAUGUAUACAGUUUUAUUAUUUGUUAUUAUAUGUAUAUGUAGUUAUCACCCUUUCUUCAUUAAUUUAAUGAAUUGAUAUUCCACGUAUUAUUUCACGAUUAUAAUCCACUGACGUUAUGAAGCAUGUCCUGUAUGUAAUUUGUUUGCAAAGCAUGUAUCACAUUGUCAGGAGGAGUCAUGAACAAGUCGUUGCUUUGAACAAGUUGUUGCUUUUAACCCAUUCUUCCGAAUGCAUAAAACUGACAUUAUGAAGCAUGUCCUGUAUGUAAUUUGUUUGCAAAGCGUGUGUCACAUUGUCAGGAGGAUGAAUUGAUUGAUCUUUCUGUGGAAUAGCCUGUUCAAACAAUAAACAACAGUGUUGUGUGUGAUUAUCUUAAAUACAGAUUUGAACAUUU
Dreissena polymorpha is the source of this 7119-nucleotide messenger RNA. RefSeq names its product ran-binding protein 9-like. Gene Ontology annotation, molecular function: protein binding. Gene Ontology annotation, biological process: cell surface receptor signaling pathway; cytoskeleton organization. Lineage: Eukaryota; Metazoa; Mollusca; Bivalvia; Myida; Dreissenidae. The transcript has 12 exons. Gene Ontology annotation, cellular component: cytoplasm. The record is from RefSeq and is a predicted model, not a curated record. The coding region runs from base 11 to 1960 and encodes 649 amino acids.